This is a messenger RNA of Adineta steineri, 351 nucleotides long. NCBI's taxonomy places the organism in Eukaryota, Metazoa, Rotifera, Eurotatoria, Adinetida, Adinetidae. The record is from the annotation of a GenBank genome assembly.
AUGACUACGAGUUCAUCCAUUGGUGAAAACGAUAUAAAAUUCAAUUCUUCAUCAUCAUCUUCAUCCGUUUGUUGGCAAGCACGUGAUGCUUGGUGGAAAUGUUUAGAUUUAUACGAUAAUUGUGAAUCGAAAUGUCAAAAACAAAUUGAACAACUUCAUCAAGCUUGUACUCCUAAAAUGGUACAAUUUUUUGAGGAGAGACGUAAGAAAUUAACAGAAGAUAAACCAAAUCGAAAAUUAAUGUUACCACAAAAUGCUUUACAUAAUUAUUUAACUGAUUUUCGAAAUAAUGCGAAUCAUAAUUUUUUCUCUCAUCAAACCGGUUUUCCCUUUGAUGAUGAUGAUGAUUAA